AUGGCAGCAGCAGUAAGCAGUAAGGUAUUAUAUGAUCAUGAGGGCAUUUUCAUACACACUAACACAGAGGGGAAUGAAGAUCAGGAUUCUCUUACAUCAGGGUGUUUACGGGUGAUUGACAAGGAUGGAGAGAUAUUUGUGGAGUACAAACCUUUGGAAGAUGAUCUGGCCAGCAUGCUCUGCGCAGGCAAAGACUCCAGCUCGGUAGUGGAGUGGAGCCAGCCAGACAGAGCCCUUCAGCCACUGGACCGGCAGCACAGCAGUGAGACUGAGUGGGAUAUGCUCAAUGCUGUCUACUUCAGAAAGAAACCAAUGAUCAAUGGGGAUGCUUCCAACCAUUUGCCAACGAGGAACAGGAGAGCGUUCAGUUUCAGUUUGAAUGACCUGCUGUCCAUCAAAGUAAAGAAGGAGGGCUGGUCCUAUCUGAUCCCCUGCCUUAAAGAUGAUAGCACGCUCCCUGAGCUCCACUUUCACCAAGGCGGCAGUGAGGCCUUCCUGGACUGCUUGAGGAGAUUUGUCAUUCUCACCGAGUCUGCCUUUGAUAAGUCCUGCCUGCAGGUCAGUCACCCUAACAAAGCACUUUCACAGUCCUUUGAGAAUCUGCUGGAUGACACUACCUUUGGCCUUGUUCAGGUGGGUAUCUUCCUCUACAGAGAUCUCCACUUUCUACUUUAUCAUUGGAGAAAGUUUCGGAAGGACCCUUACACCACCACACUAGGGGGCUUCUCCAAAGUGACCAACUACCUCUUUGACGCAUUUAAGGGAGCAGAGGUGGAGCAGCAGGAGCGGCCAGCUGAGGAGGUGGCCGACAUCCUCAGCGAGGUCAUCCCAGGCCUGGAGAUCAACCAGCAGGAGGAGCCUGGCUUUGAGGUCAUCACCAGGAUUGAUCUAGGCUUGAGGCCAGAGGUGGAGCGAGGGGAGCCUGUGUGGGUGGAGGAUUGGGCAAAGCACAUGGAUUCAGAGGGGCGCAUGAAAACCAUUCAGCAUCUGAAGCAGAAAAUCUUCAAGGGGGGCCUGUGUCACGCUGUGAGGAAGGAGGCCUGGAAGUUUCUCCUGGGCUAUUUCCCAUGGGACAGCACACACAAGGAGAGAGAGAGUCUGCAGAGAACGAAGACAGAUGAAUAUUUCAGGAUGAAGCUUCAGUGGAAAUCAGUGAGUGAGGAGCAGGAAAAGAGGAACUCUAGACUGAGAGACAACAGGAGUCUGAUAGAAAAAGAUGUCAACAGGACUGACAGAACCAACACGUUCUACGAGGGCCCAGACAACCCUGGUCUGAUCAUGCUACAUGACAUCCUAAUGACAUACUGCAUGUAUGACUUUGAUCUUGGUUAUGUCCAGGGCAUGAGUGAUCUGCUCUCUCCCAUCCUCUAUGUUAUGGAAAGUGAAGUGGAUGCCUUCUGGUGCUUUGUGUCAUUCAUGGAUCAAAUGCACCAGAAUUUUGAAGAGCAGAUGCAAGGUAUGAAGACGCAGCUGAUCCAGCUCAGCACGUUGCUACGGUUACUGGACCUAGCAUUCUGGAACUACCUCGAGGCUCAGGAUUCAGGCUACUUGUUCUGCUUCCGCUGGCUGCUCAUUCUUUUCAAGAGAGAGCUCAGCUUCCAGGACGUGCAGCGUUUGUGGGAGGUCAUGUGGACAGGCUUGCCAUGCCAGAACUUUCAUCUGCUUAUGUGUUGUGCUAUUCUUGACUCAGAGAAACAAACAAUCAUGGAGCGGAGUUACGGCUUCAAUGAGAUUUUAAAGCAUAUCAACGAGCUCUCAAUGAAGCUGAACAUCGAAGAGAUUCUUGGAAAAGCUGAAGCUAUUUGUUUGCAGUUGAAGUGUUGCAAGGAUUUACCCGCCUCAGUAGCUGAAAUUCUGGGCUUUAACACGGAUGCAGAAUCAUCUCAAAUGGAAGCAAGUGAUCCAGGGGGCCAGGGUUCUCCAGAGCCUGUCACGGGUGCAGACGGAGUGGAAACAGACUCCAGCUCCUCCAGCAACCAGCAUUUACUGGAAGCAGCUCAAGAUGUUUACAAGUUAGCUUACAUAUCAUAGCUAACAAUUUAGUCUAUACAAAAGAGGUCUUUGAUACAUAAAAAGUAUAUUUUCUGGAUGUAUUAUGAAGAUGAACAAAAUAAUUUACAAAUCAUUUUUGUAAAAUCGAAUUUGUUGUGAUCAUUGGUGUUGUCUUACUGGAAUCUAUUUUUUCAAAGUUUGCUGGGAAGGAUUGAACUAUUACACAAGAAAAAAAAUGAAUAUAUUUUCUCAUUUGCUUUUGUUUGAUGCUCAAGAAUCAUGCACAAGCUGUCAAUUAACCUGUACAUAGUUGUAAUAUGAUUACAGUUGUUGUUAUUGCAAGAGUUUUAACUGUUCAGAUUUAGUGUUGCAAAGUAUUAUCAUCUGGGCUGCCUUUGUUCUGCAGAAUCAUGUGAAAGGAUACAGACCUAUCCUUUGCCUUGUACAAUUACAUUGUUUUCUACAUUUAGCCAAAAGAAGACAUGACUAUAGU
Chanos chanos (milkfish) is the source of this 2485-nucleotide messenger RNA. RefSeq names its product TBC1 domain family member 15-like. The transcript is spliced from 18 exons. Gene Ontology annotation, molecular function: GTPase activator activity. Lineage: Eukaryota; Metazoa; Chordata; Actinopteri; Gonorynchiformes; Chanidae. Bases 1 to 2031 code for a protein of 676 amino acids. The record is from RefSeq and is a predicted model, not a curated record. Gene Ontology annotation, biological process: activation of GTPase activity.